Messenger RNA from Thelazia callipaeda (thelaziosis nematode), 1056 nucleotides. The record is from the annotation of a GenBank genome assembly. NCBI's taxonomy places the organism in Eukaryota, Metazoa, Nematoda, Chromadorea, Rhabditida, Thelaziidae.
AUGGCAAAAUUUUUAGAACUGGCCAAUAUUGUGCAACGAUUCGGUAGCCGAGUUCGUGAAGUCUUGGCAACGGCCUCCGAGGCUAUCUCAAACGUCGUCACCGAUAGUGGUUCCAUUACGACACCUGUGGAAUCAAUGUCUCGGUUCAUCAAAGAUAUGAACGAUAAAGGUAUGUCAGGUUUGGCUUCAGAAUAUCAUAAAAUUGAUGUAGAAGAUGCGCCGACUGGUUCUCAUAAGGCGUUUGUAAUGAAUAUGGCUAAAAAUCGCUACUCUGAUGUUCUUUGCGUUGAUGAAACACGAGUAGUAUUAAAAAUUGGAUCAGCCGCAUGCGGUGAUUAUAUCCAUGCCAAUUAUGUGCUAUUUCCCGAAUUGCAAAACAAAUUUAUUUGUACUCAGGGACCAUUAUUAACAACUAGAGACGACUUUUGGAGAAUGGUAUUUCAGGAACGUGCUGAAACUAUUCUAAUGCUUUGCAGACCUUCUGAAGACGGUAAACCAAAAUGUUCUAUUUAUUGGCCUGACAAUGGCGAUAAAUUGGAACUCAACACAGUAGAUGUUGAAAAAGUUGGUGAAGAAAAUUCUGAUUUUGAGGUCCUCGUUUUUAAAGUACAGCUCAAAGAUGAAUUCAAACAAUCGUCUUCCAUCAUCAACAAGGAUCCUUUAGUUGUUAAACAGUAUCAGUGGAACACUUGGCCUGAUCGUGGGAUUCCAAGUCAUGAAAAUGCGAUCAUUCCUUUAAAAUUACUAUCUUUGGUAAGGAAUACUCGUGCACCAUGUGUUGUACAUUGUUCUGCUGGAAUUGGACGGACUGGCACCGUUGUUGCUAUUGAACUUGGCAUUAGGCGGUUUCAUGAAGGCCGUAAAGUUGAUUUAGCAAUGCUUUUAAGGGAUCUCAGGAAGAAACGAGCGCAGUGUAUACAAACAGAAAUUCAAUAUUUGUAUUUAAGUCGUGUAUUAACAGAAUAUGCUUUGAGUUCUGGUGAACCUUUAUCUGAUGAUAUCCGUCGGGUGGCGGAGUCGUUUCUCAAAGAGUAUGAUUCAAAAAUUAAACAAUAG